Molecule: messenger RNA, 1609 nt
Organism: Neocloeon triangulifer
Lineage: Eukaryota; Metazoa; Arthropoda; Insecta; Ephemeroptera; Baetidae
Exons: 9
Coding region: 138-1544 (468 amino acids)
Cellular component (GO): membrane
Source: RefSeq, a predicted model, not a curated record
UUGGCAGGCACUGGGCGUUGAGCCUCCAGAUAAGCAAUAUUGGAUUUUUGAUAGCGGCAUAAAUAAGCGAAAGCAAAUUUUGUGGCCGCACAAUCUGAUCCAAAGCCUUCUGCCAAAGAGCGUGGAAGUUUGAAAAAAUGGGCUGCUGCUUGCUAGACUGUGUUGGAGGAAUAAUCCUCACGAUUUUCAAAUGGGCACUCUACGUUCUGAAUGUCCUCUUCGUGAUUGGUGGAAUCGCCAUGAUUGCGAUAGGCUCCAUCGUUUUGGUUAACAUCCAGUCUUAUGACGCCUUCAUUGAAGACCAGGCAAAAACGGGAGCUAUUAUAUUGAUUGCAACUGGUGGCGUCACGUUUUUGGUAUCCUUGCUGGGAUGCUGCGGAUCAAGAAAGAAGUCUGCUUGGAUGAUGUAUAUUUACAGCGCCAUUCUGAUCGGUCUAUUCGUCGCCCAGAUGACGGGUGGCAUCUUGCAAUUCCAAAGCCAGGACGAACUUAGCGCUACUUUCAGGGAAACCCUGAUAUCUUUUGCCCGAGAUUAUUACAUUGAGGGGGUCGGUGGAGAUCCGGAUCACAAACUGUCUUGGGACAAGUUGCAGAGCGAAAAGUUCUGCUGCGGUGUCGACACCUUCAGUGAUUGGCGAACUUAUAGGCCCGAACUGCCUGCAGAAUAUCCUGACUCGUGCAAAUGCACUGCCGAUCAGGAAGAUUGCAACCCCACAGCGCUAAUCUUCAAUAUUGGAUGCUACCCCAAACUUCAACCUUCGUUGGGUCAAUUGGCAGAUGUUGUUGCAGCACUAGGAGUUGGAGUUGCUAUAUUUGAGAUGACGGUCGGCUACCGUGUUUUGAAAUUUUUCAAGUGGGAACUAAUAGUGGCUAAUGCCAGUUUCUUGGUCGAUGGAGUUGCUUUAGUUGUUGUUUGCUCAAUUUUCUUGGACAGUUUCAAAAACUUUGAUGACUUUUUAUCUGACGAGAUCCGAUUUCCGAUUAUCGCUCUGAUAUGCAUUGGUGCAAUUCUACUUCUGGUUGCUCCUCUGGGUGUAUACGGAGUACUCAAACACAAACAGAACAUCUUGACUUUGUAUUCUGUUUUGCUGUUUGUGAUCUUCACGGCCCAACUGACGACUGGCAUUUUGACCCUGACGUAUGAGGAUGGGGUCAUGUCCAAAAUGCGGGGUAGCAUGAUCGACGCAGCCAAAACCUAUUCCGCCGAAAGUUCCCCGAACAACAACGAAGCGUCCAAAAUUGCUUGGGACAAAGUUCAGCUAACCUACCAAUGCUGCGGAGUGGACGGUUUCUUGGAUUGGAAGACUUACAGACCAACACUGCGUGGAGUUCCCGACUCGUGCAUUUGCAAUAGUUACCAAGAUUAUUGCAAUUACGUGUUGCGAGUUUUUAGGGAAGGAUGCUUCACGAAAUUGGAGGCUUCGUGCAAUAAUUUUGCUUAUGCCAUCAGUGGAACUGCAAUUGGCAGUGCUCUGAUUCAGCUGUUGUCUUUGAUACUGAUGAGCUACUAUCGCCGAAUUAUGGACACUGACACCAAUAAUUAGUUUUAAAUUCCGAUUUUAAAAUGUGUUGUUUUAUUGUUGCAUAAUUUAUGAAAAUAAUAAAUAUA